AUGGGACCUCACGACCACGGGCACCUUCAUCGGGAGAACCACUCACGAGAGCACCACCUAAGAGCACCGAAUCCUGAGCACCAGACCCCUGCACACCACCCUGGUUUCCCUCUUCACGGUUCCCUCUCCGGACCGGGAGAAACCCCCACGGACUUCGGCACUCACGGGCACCGGCUCCUCGUACACCACCCCUGGGACCCUCUUCCUUGGACCCCGGCACGAAGACUCCACUCCUCCCCCUCCACGGUCAUCAUCCCUGCACCGGAUCCCAUCACUGGGUUAAACCCCUUUUCCCCUCAUAAUCAUCUGGCCAAAAAGAUGGAUCCCACGAACCCCAGCACCAUUAAAGAAGCCCUAAAAGCCCAAGGAGUCCUUCUGGGGAAACACGACCAGCUCCUCCAAGGUUUGACGGACGCUCUCCAAAGCCUGACGCACAACGUACAGGGGAUUGCUUCACGCCUUGACGGCCUGGCCAACCCCAGCUCCGGAACUCCAACCGAACCCUCUGUGAGUACUCCAUCUCAGGCCGCUUCCUCUUCCUCUUCGCUUCCCAGCCGCGAGCCUAAGGUCCCCACUCCCGAGCCUUACGCCGGAGAGCCAGGUUCUUGUGAAGAGCUUAAAGACGAGUUAGCAUCUCGAGACAUGCCUGACACUCUAGAGGCACUCAUUUCAUUAGCAAUUAAGAUCGAUAAUCGUUUACGGGAGCGAAGAAGAGAAAAAGCGACUAGGGCCAGGAGACUCACCUUUUCCCCCAAACCUGCAGUUGUGCCGAAUCACAGCCCGGACCGGACGUCGCCUGUCGCAGCAGAAGAGCCGAUGCAGUUAGGCCGGACUCACCUAACCCCCGAGGAAAGAGAACGGAGGAUGCAAGGCUCUCUGUGCUUGUACUGCGGACAAGCAGGACACUACGCAGUGAAAUGUCCGGUUAAACCAUAUCGAGCCCUCAUGAAGUCACGCAUUCAAGCACUCCAGUUGGGCACACAGUGGACAGCAAUGAGUCUGUGGGGGGUUUGUGAUUUGGUCUCAGCAUAG
Messenger RNA from Stegastes partitus (bicolor damselfish), 1032 nucleotides. NCBI's taxonomy places the organism in Eukaryota, Metazoa, Chordata, Actinopteri, Pomacentridae. The record is from RefSeq and is a predicted model, not a curated record.